CCUAACCUAAUUUAAAUUUCUAUGAUUUAAUUGUAAUAGAUAAAUGUUUAUUUUUCCAGUAUAAGUUAGUCAUAAUUAGAAUAAUGGAUAAUUUAGAACAACUUUAUGGUCAGUCAGUUAAAAUAGACGUAACUGAAUGUGGCAACUGUAUAUCCUACAGUUCGUCUCAAGAACUUACAUGUUUUAUUUCCGACAAAAACUAUGUAUGUAUAUACGAACAUGCUAACUUGGAUAGACCUAUAGCAAAGAAAAUUGAAGGCAAAGAGUUAAAACAAAUCCACUAUUUGGCUGUGUACGAUGUAAUUUUUCUUGCUACAGAUUACGAAUUCAUUUUGUGUGAUCGUUAUACCUUUCAAUGCAAUGUAUCUUAUCUGUCAGAGAAAAGAAUAGUUGCUCUUGCUUGGAAUCCAUCUGAAACGGCAGUGGUGAUUAUCGACGAAGUGGAUAAGAUAAUUUUAUGUAAUUUUUCAACUCCGAAAUUUGAAAUACAGAACAGUAAUUAUUUAAGUGCUGAAGUCCCAGGUUCGGUAUAUGUUGGAUGGGGUUCAGAAAACACUCAAUUUCAAGGACUGACGGGUAGACAGCAUAAAGGAAAAGAAAAAGUUUCAGUUCCGAUAAUCCAUUGGGAAUACAGUCCGCCAAAUAUUUCAUGGAGAGGAAAUGGACUGGAAUUUGCAAUAAAUUUUUAUAAGAAUGGACAAAGGUUCAUUAAAGUCUUUAGUAAUCAAUUACAACCUUUGAAUGUAUCUUCGGAGUACCCUAAUUUGACAGAACCAAUAGCUUUUAUGGUAGCUGGCCAAUGCAUAGCCUGUGCUUGUGUUGCAGAUGUAAAUAGUAUCGUUAUAUUUGAAAAAAAUUGUAAAGUGAAAUCAACAUUCGAAGUGCCAGAAAAUAAGGGAACAAUCCAAAAGAUACAGUACCAUCCACAAAUGAAUAUGCUUGCUGUAUACAGCUUAGAUGAUAAAGAAAGCGGGUAUAUUAAUAUUUACUUAAAUGGGAAUGGUAUUUGGCAUUUAAAGCAACAAUUAUACUUUCCACCAAACCGGAGAGUUCAAGAUUUUAAAUGGAUAAACUUGCAUGAACCGCUGUAUACAAUUUGUCGUAUGGUCAUAUUUAUCAACCGAUCAGUGGAAUAUUAUACUUUCCGCUUUAUAAUAAACAGAUGUCCAUCAACUUCUGUAUUAGCUGUUGUUAAUGGCAGAAGUAUCUCUAUUUAUAAUUUUGCAGAGAAAAUCAUACCGCCUCCCAUGUCAAAUUCUACGUUAACACAUUCAAGACCUAUUAACAGGAUUUUAUUUCAUCCAAAAAAGUUACUACUAGUUGCAUUAAAUUCUCUUUUACAGGUUUUAAUUGUUAAUCUGGAAAAUUUUAAUUCAAAAGUAUUAAUUUGGGAAGAUAUAAACUUUAUAAAUGCACCGUCACUUUAUAACAUUAUCUGGAAUGAAAACAAAAUACAAAUCAAUUGUGGCGAUUGCGAUGAUGAAAUACAUGAGGCUAAGGAAGACAGUAAAUUAAUUUUUGAAAUAAAUACUAUAAAGAAAGCUGCUUCUAAAUUUGUUUUGCCAUAUAAUGACACAAAUUGUCUAACGUCACAUCAAAGUGUAGAUGCUGAAACCAUUACAUUAACCUAUCUAACUAAAAAGGAAAUACAAAUAAAAAAUUCCAAAAUUGAAUUGGACUUUGCAUUAAGUUGUAAUCGAGAAUUAUGUUUAAACGGCAAUAUAAUAUGUAAUGGUGUUACAUCAUUUUUCAUUUUUCAAGAUUAUUUAUUGUUGACUACUGCCAGUUGCAAGUUGUACUGUAUUCGUUUAUUACAAGAUGCUGACAAAUUGUUGCAUUCUAGUUUUAAACUGGAAAAAACUUAUUCAAGAGAAAUUGAACAAGGUGCAAGAAUUGUCACUAUUAGUAAGUGUUAUCCACCACUGAUAACUAUGGUUUUACCUCGAGGCAAUCUGGAAACUAUUAGGUGUCGUUUAUUAACAAUAGACAUUGUAGAAAAGUUAUUGAGCGAAAACAAAUGGAAGACUGCAGUGAAUAUAACAAGGAUCGAAAGAAUGAACUGGAACCUGCUUAUUGAUUUAAAUCCGGUACGCUUUUCAGACCACAUAAAAGAUUUUGUCAAAGCAGCAGAAUUUUGUACAAAUCUAAGUACAAUCGUUAAUGAUUUUACUAAUAAAAAUACUUAUUUAAAUUGUUUGCCAAAUUCCACAAAUCAGGUAUGUGAUAAAACGGAGAUUGUAAGAAAAAUAAUAAGUUAUUUAAUAUCUACUGACCCAAUAAACAAUUUGUUAAGUAUAAUAUCUAUCCAACAAAAACAUUUUUCUUUGAAAUCAGCACUAAAUUAUAUAAAGGUUGUAUUUGAACUGAACCCACAUUCUAAUGAUUCCAUUUGUAAGAAAUCAUUGCAACUUUUAAGUAAUAAAGGACAUUUUAAAGACAUUUUAGAUGCAGCAUAUAGUCUUUAUAGUUUAGAUUUUUUAACGUUUGUGUAUCAUAAUAGCACUGAAGAUCCAAGAGUGUAUGAGCCUGAAAUAGCUGCCUUUAGAAAGUUAAAGCCAGUCCAGUUGCGUUUCAAAAUGAAUUUAAGAGCAAAUAAUAUAAAGGAAGCCGUUAAAUACCUUCUGCGAUGUGAUAACUACGAUUUGACUUAUGUUGAAACUUUCAUUUUGAAACACAAAUUAGAAGAUGUGGCUUAUAAAUGCCUACCACCUUUUUGUAAACAUUUUGAUACUGUUUCCACUUUAUAUGCCAAGCGUUUGUCACUGAAACAGAAACAUGAUGAAGCAGCCUUUGUUUUAAAACGGGCCAAUUUAAUUACACACGCUCUGGAAGAGUAUAAAGCAGCAUUAGAUUGGAGAGAGGUUGUGAGUAUUAUGAAAGCUCUUAAUUAUAAUCAAGAUGACCAAAGAAAAAUAUUAUAUGAUCUAUCUAGUAAGUUGUCUGCAGUUGGAAGAGUCGAUGAUGCCGUCUUACUGUUAAAUAAUUAUAACGAUGAUCAUAAAAAAGCGACACAGUUGCUUAUUGAACAUAAAGCUUUUAAAAAGGCAAUUUAUUUGGCAAAGGAAUACAAUGCGGUGGAAAUAUUAGAGGAGCUGGUUAUCCCUGCUUUGAAAUCGUAUAUGUUAGAUCUGAAAGAUAAAAUUGACGAGUUUGAAGUAACCUUCAUAAAAUAUUUUCACCGCUUGCAAUUACUGCGUGAAGAGAAAAUAAUUAAAUUAGAAAAUUCUAUGCACGAUGUCUACGAUAGGGGUGAAGAUGAUUUAUAUUCUGAAACAGGCAGCACAGUAUCUUCCUACGGAUCGUCUCGUGCCACAUCAAGGUCUAGGUCGUCACAAUUUUCUUCAAAGAACAGAAGAAAAGAGGAAAGGAAAAAAAUUGAUUUACGUGAAGGUGGAUAUUAUGAAGAUAUUGCUCUCAUAAGGGCACUAUAUAUUUUGUACAACAACGUAUUUUCUUUGGGAAAAGAUGUGAGAGAAGUUUGUACCAUUUUAGAACAUGGUGAUUUACAACUAGCAAAGAGUUUACACGUAAGUUUGAGCUGUUUACAAGAUCUGAUGAAGAAACAUAUUCCUUUGAUUUGGCCCGAUGUAUUUAUUAAUGUGCCACAAGUUUUGGACAAUACAGCUCUAGCUAUUAUUGAAAAUAAGGCAUAUUUAGAUCCUGCUUACUGCAUUCCACCAGAUGUUUUGUUUGAGGAAUGGAAACUAGAAAUUUUUUCUUAGUCUAAAAUUUUUGCAUGGUGCUGCUAAACCGCAAUUGCUUUCUUAAUUGUCAUUUAUAUUUGCAACUCCAAGAAAAUAUAAAUCAAUUUUAUAAUUAAAAAAAUAAUAAUUGAAUUCAUAAUUUCUGUAUGUAAUUAAUUGGUUUAAUAAAAUCUAUAUGAUUA
Messenger RNA from Anoplophora glabripennis (Asian longhorned beetle), 3886 nucleotides. RefSeq names its product elongator complex protein 1 (gene Elp1). The transcript is spliced from 6 exons. The record is from RefSeq and is a predicted model, not a curated record. Gene Ontology annotation, biological process: tRNA wobble base 5-methoxycarbonylmethyl-2-thiouridinylation. NCBI's taxonomy places the organism in Eukaryota, Metazoa, Arthropoda, Insecta, Coleoptera, Cerambycidae. Gene Ontology annotation, molecular function: tRNA binding; protein binding. Gene Ontology annotation, cellular component: elongator holoenzyme complex; cytosol. The coding region runs from base 84 to 3722 and encodes 1212 amino acids.